AUGUCGAAGGAAGAUGGGCCAACAAUGGGGGACCACGCUUCUACCUUUGGAUUAAUGCCCAUCUCCAGAUCUAGACCUGAAGGAGACGUCGACUUACCUAGGAUAUACCCCAACAUCGUACAACCGACAUACACAGCCGGGUUUCAGUACCAAUGGCAAUACUCAGUUCCUUAUAAUCCAUAUUGGCAAUUGGCUCCUCAAUCUUACCAUUACCCUGAAACUCCAAUUGUCGAACCGGAGUCAGAGUUAAGUUCGGCCAAAGAAGAGUCGGAAUCAGAAGCAAGGGAGGACGUCAUUGACAAAUGUCCUAAAGGAUCCACAUCUAAUCAGACGGUUGUAAGUAUGCCUUCUUGCCACCUUCAAGCUCAUGCAACGCCCACUAGCUCGGUGGUACACUAUUGCGGUGUAUGUAAGAAGCCACGAUCAAGGGGUUACCAUCGUAGCCAUCCAGUCUCACCGGAAAAUCCCGCCGAACAGGGAGUCUGUGGUAAAUGCAAGAGGCCAAAAUACAAAUACUACGACGGUACUCAGGAGGCUUAUCACAUACGCAUUCAAGAUGGUGAUGCGCACCAUGCUAGAGGACGUUCGCCUCCCAGCAGCUAUCGUGUGAUCAAUUACCGCAAUGAACAUGAAGAGGUUCCCCAAACCCGUUGCCGGACUGAAUCAGUGAGCCGUACUCGUAUCACUAUUCGUGACAGCAGUGGGAGCGGUAGAAGCCACCGUUCUUCACGCUCAGACUCUCUGGCAGAUCGGCCGGGCGAAUCUACGCGCCGGAAGCUCAUUCGUCGAGAGUCUCCUCCACCCCUAUCACGACGCAGCCUGGAACCUGCUCGACUCUACAACGAUGAUGUUCGGGCGUACGCUGGACCGCGAGGAGGGCAUCAUACGACAUCUCAAAAUGACACUAAAUUCACCAGUCGAUCACAGUCUCAACACACCCAGAACGAACCUUCAAAGGAUGUGGACGCCCAAGGACGUCUUGCAUCACACCCUAUGCCUUUUAGAUAUGGUCGAGCUGUCAGAGUCGAAGAACAGUCAUCAUCGUCUCCACUACCCUCAAAAUUACGCAAGCCUGAUCCAUCACGAAGAAAAAGUUAUCAUUUGCCUCAUUCAUCGGUACCGGCGAAGCCGUUCAAUCCAGCACUCGCAAGCCCUGAAAGGCCUAUAGCAACCCGUUCGCGACUUACUAGCGAGCCGCUAGAAUAUAAGCCCGACAAAGCGUCGAGGCAGAGAUCAACAUCCGCCGAAAGAAUAACCGUUCGAAACUGUUCACGGACUCGACAUUCCUCGCCUGGUACUGGUGCGAAGAAACCUCGUGGCAUUCUCAGGUCUCCAAGUAGGCGCCGGUCUGAGACACCACAGCUUAGCUCAAGAGAUCGAAAUAAUAAUGCCAGCGGCGAUACGACAGCUGCCGAAUAUGGCGGCCCACGGGUAUCCUUCUCCGGGCAUUCUGAGGCCUUUCGAAAGGAUUCAGGUAUAACAGAAGCGAGUGCGACGGCUUUCAAACCAAGAGACAGACGUCACUUUGGCGCCGACGCUCAGUAUGGUAGUCGUGACAGUUUUCAUGCACAAUCCAGCGAUGAUCUUUACGAAGUUCCAGACUCGAAUCGUCAAGCCGUGUCUACCUCAGUAUUUGAGCCUGACACCUUAUAUGAUCCCUAUAGUCCUCCAUCAACACAUGUUGUGGAGCGAAGCACCUAUCACCGUUCCAGAUCCCGUCAUCGCUCACGAUCCCGCACUCGACGUGGCCGAGCACUCUAUCGCUCAUCAUCCCCUACACCUAUAGCGCCACGAUCAACAUCGCCUGGGUUACCAGUUUCAUCUAGAUCCCCUAAGCGUAGACAUGUCACGAUCCUAUCUCCUCGCGACCCCUCAUCUAAAAGACUACGGUCGCCGCCACCUGCUGGAAAACCUUGGAACCGCGACUGGGAAAGCGAAAGCUCGGAAGAGGGUAGUGUCGUACUGAAGAAGAAGCCAAGUGUGGUAGAGGUACGCCAGAAGCUACCUAACGGCAAGGUGGAGCGCUGGAUUGAAGUCCGCGAGCAGGUCAAGGAUACGCUUCGGCGCUCUUCAGAAGCACCUCAUUGUAUUGAUAGUAGUAGUAGUGGCCAUCAUCGUCGUUCUAGGGCGGGGGACACUCAUUUCGAUAGCGUCGAGAGGGGGCGACGGAGCGAUAGGGAGUAUUCGUAG
Messenger RNA from Pseudovirgaria hyperparasitica, 2190 nucleotides. RefSeq lists its product as uncharacterized. Lineage: Eukaryota; Fungi; Ascomycota; Dothideomycetes; Acrospermales; Acrospermaceae. Bases 1 to 2190 code for a protein of 729 amino acids. The transcript has 2 exons. The record is from RefSeq and is a predicted model, not a curated record.